CAUGUUGAUGUUCUACUGUCUUGUUUUUAGCAACAUAAUUCAGCCUGAACCCUGUUGUGACCUCUAGAGUCCGGGUAUCUUUGUUCCAGUUUACUUAGUAGUUUGAUUGAUAGGUGUGCAUCCACAAGUGUUGUUGCCAGACAUCUGAUCAAAGAUGGUGCUAUUUUUUAAGGCUUCAUAUAUAUCAAGAUGUUCAUAUUGAAGAUAGGUUGGCAUGUACGUGCUAUAACACAGCUUGUUAACGCAGAACACCAUGGACUCACGGAUAUAAUAGCACUAAAGUGAAAUUCCCACAUGAGAUGCUUGUAGAAGGUUACGCAAUGCAUCUAUGUAAAUGUGAGGCAUCACAAAUGCUGAAAACUGUUCAUUUCUGUGGCACAGACAUUAUAAUACUCUUUAAGUGCUGAAACUUGGCAAAAUGUUAGGCUGUCAAUGUUCUGUUGGCACAAUUCUUCAACCAUGGUGGUUUAUUCUUUGGUUGGCUUUUUGCCCAAAUAGUAAACUGACCAGACUAGUCUCAUAAAACGUUCAGAGCUUCACAAUAUACUUGUACAUGGUUGUACAACUCGACUGCAAGGACUCAACUAACUACGUCUUUUGCAACUCUACAUAAUCCCAUAUAAAAGCCUUAAAAUCACCUUCAUAUGAUGCUACAACAUGACAAGAUGUGGAAACAUUCCAUUUUAAAGAUAAUCAUGAGACAGAAGUCGUUAUGUCUUUGCAAACAGUUUGAUUCAUCAGAACGAAAAUGGUUUGCAAUGGUAGUUUUAUUCUGAUUUCAAAUGCAAUCGUCGACUCUGAACCGGAUGCAUUGAUAGUAGGCAGGUAUCUUUGAGAUGGUUCAUAUUGAUGUCUCUGGUACUCGUACUUAAUUCGAACAACUUUAGAUUUUCUGCCUUGCUAAUUUCCAAAUGAGGUUAUUUGUUUUUAAGCAACUUCAGCUAAAUGUUUGAGUUUUACCAGUAGCUAUGGCCCAACACAUUCACCAGCAACUUAAAUUUUCAAACAUUUGCUCCACUAGUUAGAGCCACCUCUGGUCUGUCAAUGACGUUUAGAAAAAUUGUAUGAUGACGUCUAAGUUUAAAAGAAUUGCGUGAUGGUGUAUCUAGGUUUAAUGAAAAUUCCGGAACACUCGAGUGCAUGCUUGCCAAACUUUCAUUGCAGAUGUCAGCCAAAACAUCGCCGGCGACAACUGACCUUCAGCACAACGUCACCAUCCGGACGACAGAGAUGCACACGAGCGGGGAACCGGUGCGAAUCAUCGAUUCGGGUUUCCCUCAGCCAAACGGUUCUACCCUGCUGGAAAAACGCAAUUACAUUCGCCAACAUCUGGACAGCUAUCGGAAGUUCAUCAUGUUUGAGCCGAGGGGUCACUAUGACAUGUACGGCGCGCUGCUUGUAAAACCGGAGAUUGCCGAGGCCGACAUCGGCGUCAUCUUCAUGCACAACGAAGGUUACAGCACCAUGUGCGGGCACGCCGUCAUUGCCCUGGGCAGGUACGCCGUAGACAAGGGACUAGUGGCUGCCAGGACGUGUCCGGAGACGAAGGUCGCCAUACAGUGUCCGUGCGGUCUCGUGCAGGUCUUCGUGCAGUUUGACGGCAACAAGACGGGUUCCGUCAGGUUCCACAGCGUCCCGGCGUUUGUCUUCAAAACUGACGUCGCGGUUGGUGUAGAAGGUUUCGGCGAAGUGAAAGUUGACAUCAGCUAUGGUGGCGCCUUCUACGCGUUUGUAGCGGCUGAGAAACUGGGCUUGAAUCUGGAAACAGCCUGCAUAAGAGAUGUGGUAGACGCUGCUGAUGCCGUUACUGCUGCUGUGAAGAGCCAGGUUGAAAUCUCCCACCCGGCGAGCAGCGAGCUCGCCUUUUUGUACGGAACGAUCGUGACGGACGGACGGGACGACUUCUCGGAGGACGCCACGACCAACGUGUGUGUGUUUGCUGACAGGCAGGUGGGUGCAGUGCUAGAGACUAUUAGAGAAUCUUAUAUACAUGUAGAAUGUAAACACUGAACAUUCAUUCAAGACUUUCUUUGUACGGAACGAUCGUGACGGACGGACGGGACGACUUCUCGGAGGACGCCACGACCAACGUGUGUGUGUUUGCUGACAGGCAGGUGGGUGCAGUGCUAGAGACUAUUAGAGAAUCUUAUAUACAUGUAGAAUGUAAACACUGAACAUUCAUUCAAGACUUUCUUUGUACGGAACGAUCGUGACGGACGGACGGGACGACUUCUCGGAGGACGCCACGACCAACGUGUGUGUGUUUGCUGACAGGCAGGUGGGUGCAGUGCUAGAGACUAUUAGAGAAUCUUAUAUACAUGUAGAAUGUAAACACUGAACAUUCAUUCAAGACUUUCUUUGUACGGAACGAUCGUGACGGACGGACGGGACGACUUCUCGGAGGACGCCACGACCAACGUGUGUGUGUUUGCUGACAGGCAGGUGGGUGCAGUGCUAGAGACUAUUAGAGAAUCUUAUAUACAUGUAGAAUGUAAACACUGAACAUUCAUUCAAGACUUUCUUUGUACGGAACGAUCGUGACGGACGGACGGGACGACUUCUCGGAGGACGCCACGACCAACGUGUGUGUGUUUGCUGACAGGCAGGUGGGUGCAGUGCUAGAGACUAUUAGAGAAUCUUAUAUACAUGUAGAAUGUAAACACUGAACAUUCAUUCAAGACUUUCUUUGUACGGAACGAUCGUGACGGACGGACGGGACGACUUCUCGGAGGACGCCACGACCAACGUGUGUGUGUUUGCUGACAGGCAGGUGGGUGCAGUGCUAGAGACUAUUAGAGAAUCUUAUAUACAUGUAGAAUGUAAACACUGAACAUUCAUUCAAGACUUUCUUUGUACGGAACGAUCGUGACGGACGGACGGGACGACUUCUCGGAGGACGCCACGACCAACGUGUGUGUGUUUGCUGACAGGCAGGUGGGUGCAGUGCUAGAGACUAUUAGAGAAUCUUAUAUACAUGUAGAAUGUAAACACUGAACAUUCAUUCAAGACUUUCUUUGUACGGAACGAUCGUGACGGACGGACGGGACGACUUCUCGGAGGACGCCACGACCAACGUGUGUGUGUUUGCUGACAGGCAGGUGGGUGCAGUGCUAGAGACUAUUAGAGAAUCUUAUAUACAUGUAGAAUGUAAACACUGAACAUUCAUUCAAGACUUUCUUUGUACGGAACGAUCGUGACGGACGGACGGGACGACUUCUCGGAGGACGCCACGACCAACGUGUGUGUGUUUGCUGACAGGCAGGUGGGUGCAGUGCUAGAGACUAUUAGAGAAUCUUAUAUACAUGUAGAAUGUAAACACUGAACAUUCAUUCAAGACUUUCUUUGUACGGAACGAUCGUGACGGACGGACGGGACGACUUCUCGGAGGACGCCACGACCAACGUGUGUGUGUUUGCUGACAGGCAGGUGGGUGCAGUGCUAGAGACUAUUAGAGAAUCUUAUAUACAUGUAGAAUGUAAACACUGAACAUUCAUUCAAGACUUUCUUUGUACGGAACGAUCGUGACGGACGGACGGGACGACUUCUCGGAGGACGCCACGACCAACGUGUGUGUGUUUGCUGACAGGCAGGUGGGUGCAGUGCUAGAGACUAUUAGAGAAUCUUAUAUACAUGUAGAAUGUAAACACUGAACAUUCAUUCAAGACUUUCUUUGUACGGAACGAUCGUGACGGACGGACGGGACGACUUCUCGGAGGACGCCACGACCAACGUGUGUGUGUUUGCUGACAGGCAGGUGGGUGCAGUGCUAGAGACUAUUAGAGAAUCUUAUAUACAUGUAGAAUGUAAACACUGAACAUUCAUUCAAGACUUUCUUUGUACGGAACGAUCGUGACGGACGGACGGGACGACUUCUCGGAGGACGCCACGACCAACGUGUGUGUGUUUGCUGACAGGCAGGUGGGUGCAGUGCUAGAGACUAUUAGAGAAUCUUAUAUACAUGUAGAAUGUAAACACUGAACAUUCAUUCAAGACUUUCUUUGUACGGAACGAUCGUGACGGACGGACGGGACGACUUCUCGGAGGACGCCACGACCAACGUGUGUGUGUUUGCUGACAGGCAGGUGGGUGCAGUGCUAGAGACUAUUAGAGAAUCUUAUAUACAUGUAGAAUGUAAACACUGAACAUUCAUUCAAGACUUUCUUUGUACGGAACGAUCGUGACGGACGGACGGGACGACUUCUCGGAGGACGCCACGACCAACGUGUGUGUGUUUGCUGACAGGCAGGUGGGUGCAGUGCUAGAGACUAUUAGAGAAUCUUAUAUACAUGUAGAAUGUAAACACUGAACAUUCAUUCAAGACUUUCUUUGUACGGAACGAUCGUGACGGACGGACGGGACGACUUCUCGGAGGACGCCACGACCAACGUGUGUGUGUUUGCUGACAGGCAGGUGGGUGCAGUGCUAGAGACUAUUAGAGAAUCUUAUAUACAUGUAGAAUGUAAACACUGAACAUUCAUUCAAGACUUUCUUUGUACGGAACGAUCGUGACGGACGGACGGGACGACUUCUCGGAGGACGCCACGACCAACGUGUGUGUGUUUGCUGACAGGCAGGUGGGUGCAGUGCUAGAGACUAUUAGAGAAUCUUAUAUACAUGUAGAAUGUAAACACUGAACAUUCAUUCAAGACUUUCUUUGUACGGAACGAUCGUGACGGACGGACGGGACGACUUCUCGGAGGACGCCACGACCAACGUGUGUGUGUUUGCUGACAGGCAGGUGGGUGCAGUGCUAGAGACUAUUAGAGAAUCUUAUAUACAUGUAGAAUGUAAACACUGAACAUUCAUUCAAGACUU
This is a messenger RNA of Gigantopelta aegis, 4815 nucleotides long. Its product is annotated as trans-L-3-hydroxyproline dehydratase-like. Gene Ontology annotation, molecular function: hydro-lyase activity. Lineage: Eukaryota; Metazoa; Mollusca; Gastropoda; Neomphalida; Peltospiridae. The record is from RefSeq and is a predicted model, not a curated record. The transcript is spliced from 3 exons. Bases 1141 to 2010 code for a protein of 289 amino acids.